AUGCCGAAACAGCAGCCUCACAAUCCAAUCCAGGCCGCUGUAAAGUCGUGGCUGGUGGGACAGCAGCCGCCCGAUGAGGAAGAAGCCGAAGCUUGGAGAGACUGUUUGCUGUGCGCUGCGCCGAAACGAUUUACAAUCUAUGAGCCAAUGGCACUUUUUCCUUCGGGCAGCUUCAGCAAACCCAUAUGGAUCAAUACUCUUAAAGCAUGCACAGAAGAAACUAGUGCAGCCUUGUGGACGCUGCUGUUGAAAGAGUUGUCGUUGGUCGCCAAGAGCCCGCUGACGAAUUUGGCAAUUAAUGAAGGGAUACCGCUUCAAAAGAGUGGUGAAUCGAGCGACGAGAAUGUAUUACGCAGUCCUACAGGUCUCCGAAUGCUGUACGGCGACUUUGGCCCCUCUGAUACUGCCAACGAGACCCCGACAACGGAAGAAUUUGAAAAGGCGUUUUGGGUCUCGACAAAGCAAAACGGCAUACAUCAGAUAUGGGCACCGAGGUGGACAAUGUUUAGUCGUGGCAAUGUAAAGGAAAAGGCCAGGCUUCUGGCCUUUGAGCGCUCAAAAUCUGCUUCUGAGGAUCCAUCAUGGGCAGUCGACUUGUACGGUGGUAUCGGCUACUUUGUCUUUUCGUAUGCCGCGCUCGGCAUGCGUGUCUUGUGCUGGGAGAUUAAUCCAUGGAGCGUCGAAGGACUUAGGCGAGGUGCGCGGGCAAACAGAUGGAGUGUCAGGGUGGUAUCUGACCCGGCAGAUCUUGCGCGCCCUGUUGAGGAGGUGCUCAAAGGCGGAGAGCAGAUUGUCGUAUUCUUGGAGGACAACCAGCUGGCACAGGGCAAGAUACGACGACUACAAGAAAAGGGGGCGUGUAUGCGCAUUGCACACAUCAACGGCGGGUUUUUGCCGACGAGCGAGCCGACAUGGGAGCCUGCUUGGAACAUGGCGAGGCGAAGCACGGCUUUGCAGACUUGGUUGCAUUUGCACGAAAACGUCGGUGUGCACGACAUUGCAACCCGCAAGGCCGACAUUGAAGAGCGAUUCAGGCAGUUUAAUCGGGCUCAGGGCACUUUGCGCAAUGUAUCGGUCAGUCAUGUGGAACAGGUAAAAACGUUUGCGCCAGGAGUAUGGCACUGUGUCUUUGACGUGUGUAUCGCAACGUCGCAAAUCUAG
Messenger RNA from Beauveria bassiana ARSEF 2860, 1161 nucleotides. Its product is annotated as tRNA wybutosine-synthesizing protein. Gene Ontology annotation, cellular component: cytoplasm. The transcript has a single exon. The record is from RefSeq and is a predicted model, not a curated record. Gene Ontology annotation, biological process: tRNA methylation; wybutosine biosynthetic process. Gene Ontology annotation, molecular function: S-adenosylmethionine-dependent methyltransferase activity; tRNA methyltransferase activity. The coding region runs from base 1 to 1161 and encodes 386 amino acids. NCBI's taxonomy places the organism in Eukaryota, Fungi, Ascomycota, Sordariomycetes, Hypocreales, Cordycipitaceae.